GAAAGAUCUAAGCACAUGUAUGAGUCAAUCUGGGCCCUCAAUCUACAACCACAAGAGGAGGAGGAAAGGGGGAAAACAACAAGAAAAGAAAUGAUCGCUGCCCCCGUCUCUGGCGACAUCCCGACCGGAGCGCCGCCGUCGCCAGCUCCGGCGGCGGAGGACUCUCCGCCGUACGGCUCCGUGGUCCUAGGAGGCACCUUCGACCGCCUCCACGACGGCCACCGUCGCCUCCUCAAGGCCUCGGCAGAUUUGGUGAGGGAUCGGAUCGUGGUGGGCGUCUGCACGGGCCCCAUGCUCGCCAAGAAGGAGUACGCUGAGCUUAUCGAACCCGUGGAGAAGCGCAUCAAGGCCGUGGAGGAUUACAUCAAGUCUAUUAAACCAGAACUGAUAGUACAAGUGGAGCCUAUUGAGGAUCCAUAUGGCCCAUCCAUUAUUGAUGAUAAGCUGGAUGCCAUUAUUGUCAGCAAGGAGACACUAAGUGGUGGACUUGCUGUAAAUCAGAAAAGAGAAGGGAAAGAACUGCCAUUAUUGAAGGUUGAGGUUGUUGAUCUUUUAUCUGGAGAUACCGAGGGAGAAAAAAUGAGUUCAUCUGCUUUAAGGAAGCUUGAGGCUGCACAAGCUCAACAACAGAAAGCAACCAUAGCUAAUCAGAAAGGUGUUUAGAGAGGAAACAUACUGGAAUCUUGAGCUGCAUACAUAAAUUUGAAGUGGUCCGCUGAAGCUUGUUAUCAACAAAAAGUAAUUAGAAAUGGCAUUUUGCCUUCCUAUUUGAAUGAGAAUGGUCUUCAAACGUCGACCUAUGGCCCUGUAACACUAUAUUGCUCUACUCUGAAGGGUAUAAACUUACAAAGUCAAUGUUGGUAAGCUAGACUAACCAAAUGUACACAUAUUUUGUCCUGGCAUUGCCAUCUAGUUGUAAAGUCACCUUGAGGUCGUUUGGAAUAAUGGUAACCAACUAAAUGAAUCCGGUGCCUCUUCUGUGA
Molecule: messenger RNA, 983 nt
Organism: Triticum aestivum (bread wheat)
Lineage: Eukaryota; Viridiplantae; Streptophyta; Magnoliopsida; Poales; Poaceae
Product: phosphopantetheine adenylyltransferase 1
Exons: 6
Coding region: 16-663 (215 amino acids)
Biological process (GO): coenzyme A biosynthetic process
Molecular function (GO): pantetheine-phosphate adenylyltransferase activity; dephospho-CoA kinase activity
Source: RefSeq, a predicted model, not a curated record